Myripristis murdjan (pinecone soldierfish) is the source of this 5725-nucleotide messenger RNA. RefSeq names its product PCF11 cleavage and polyadenylation factor subunit (gene pcf11). The transcript is spliced from 17 exons. Bases 115 to 5022 code for a protein of 1635 amino acids. Gene Ontology annotation, biological process: mRNA 3'-end processing; termination of RNA polymerase II transcription. Gene Ontology annotation, cellular component: mRNA cleavage factor complex; cytoplasm. NCBI's taxonomy places the organism in Eukaryota, Metazoa, Chordata, Actinopteri, Holocentriformes, Holocentridae. The record is from RefSeq and is a predicted model, not a curated record. Gene Ontology annotation, molecular function: ubiquitin binding; phosphatidylinositol binding; RNA polymerase II complex binding.
GCCAUUUUCUCCGAAACGGAAAAGAAGGAGAAGGAGCAGGCGGCGGCUGAAAUACGAACAACUUGACGUCUUUUUGCAGCGCGUCGGGGCAUAAUUAGCUAGCUAAAUGUGUUCAUGGACUGUCUGGUGAUCAAUGGUUAUGGUAUCGAUCAGAUUGGGUUAGAUUUGUGCCGAUCGCUCAGCGCAAAGAUGGACGACGACGCGGCGCGGGAGGACGCCUGCCGAGAGUACCAGUCCUCCCUGGAAGACCUGACGUUCAACAGCAAGCCGCACAUCAACAUGCUGACCAUCCUGGCCGAGGAAAACCUGCACUUCGCCAGGGACAUCGUCGCAAUAAUUGAAGCACAAAUAAGCAAGGCGCCACCCUCCGAGAAGCUUCCAGUUUUGUACUUAGUGGAUUCCAUAGUGAAGAAUGUUGGAGGAGAGUACCUUGCAGUGUUUGCUAAAAACCUAGUCACUUCAUUUAUAUGUGUCUUUGAAAAGGUGGAUGAGAACAUUAGAAAGAGUCUGUUCAAGUUACGCUCGACGUGGGACGAUGUGUUCCCGCUGAAGAAGCUGUACGCUCUGGACGUGCGGGUCAACAACCUGGACCCGGCCUGGCCCAUCAAGCCGCUGCCGCCCACCGUCAACGCCAGCAUUCACGUCAACCCAAGGUUUUUAAAACAGUCUGAGGAGGCGUCCUCUCCACGGGCCACCACACCCCAGCCGACACCCCCCGCACCCGUCCCGGCCCCUGCUCCGGCCCCCGUCCCUGCGCCGGCGGUGAGCGAGGCCAGCCUGACCCAGGAGCAGCUGAUCCGGCAGCAGCUGCUGGCCAAGCAGAAGCAGCUCUUGGAACUGCAGCAGAAGAAGAUCGAGCUGGAGCUGGAGCAGACCAAGGCUCAGCUGGCAGGGGGCUUCGUGUUAACCACCCCUUCUACAGCCAACACUCCACCGGCCUCCGGCAGCUCAGCGCCAAAGGCAGCCAGCCAGCCCGGCCCUGUCAUCCGGCCAUGGAUCCCUCCUCAGCCCGAAGCAAAGCCUUCCACCAGAGAUCCCCGCCUCAACCGCUCUGGCCCGGCGCCAGGCCCCCAGCCCAAAGAACAGCCGGCGGGUAGAAAAGACGAGUCCGGUACGGUAGGCCCCGCCCACACACCGGAGAAACGUCUGCCAGAGAAAUCCAGCAAGCCAGACAAGAGCAGGACUCUGAAAAGAGAUGCACUGGAAGAGAAGCCCAAAUCCAAAUCCCCGUCUCCUAUGGCCAAAGGCGGACAGAGCAAGAACAAGCACGCCGAGGCCGAGAGCCCGAAGAUGCCCGAUGUGGCCAAGAAGGACCCUCGGCUGCGCAAACGCCUGCAGGACAAGAGCAGUGAGGCCCGAGAUGACGAGCAGAAGGAGAAGAAGCGAUGUGGUGACAAGAAAGAGAGAGAGGAGGCGACACGGGCGGCCGAAGCUCAGAAGCCCAAAGCGAAGCUGGUGAACGGCUCGGUGAACAAACACGAGCGCGGCGCCUCCGCCGAGAAAGCAGAGUUCAAGAGCGGCGGCAACGCGCGUACCAACGCCAGGAAACGCACGCGCUCGCGGUCCAGGUCACGCUCGCCCUCCACGUCCUCGCCCAAGAGGAAAGACAGGAGGUCGCCCAAGAGCCGAGCAAGGAGCAGCUCCUCCUCCCCCUCGCCGUCUCACAAACUUGGCAAACCCAGGAGAGCGCACGGCGACGAGCUUCAGCACGGCAAACCCGGCCGCGAGGAGAGGCCGGCGCUCAAAAAGAACACGGCAGAGAGCCGCAGGAACAAGAGGCCGGCCGAGGAGAGACACUCCGAGUCCAGAGAGUCCCACUCGCCCCGCAAGGAGAGCAAGGAGCUGCCACACCGCUGGAGGAGCGGCUGGGAGGAGAACAAACAUCUGAAGCAGUGUGAGGAUUCGUCCCACGGGAAGGCCAGCGCCCAGAGACACAAGCCAUACAACACGCUGCCACGGCCCACCACGCCCCGAACCCCCAAACACCGGCUCAGCGUGGACGCCAACCUGCAGAUCCCCGAGGUCCUCAACUCGGCCAGCAAGAGGGACCUGCUGAGGAGGGCCAGCAAACGUCUAGAGAGCGGCGAGAUUUCCCAGGAAGACUUCUUGAACGUGGCCCACCAGAUCAAGCAGCUCUUCCAGUACCAGGAGGAGAAGCAGCAGCGCUCCGAUAUCUGGGAGACCUCCGGCGACCAGCAGAACAAGUUCCCCGGCAAGAAGCAGCCACUGCUGGCCACGCCCCCCUCGCCUCAGUCCCGGGCACAUGACGCCAUGGGCGAAGCCGAGCUGUCGUACUACGAGCACAAGUCCAAGCUGAGGAGGACGCAGGUGAACCGCCGACCGGCCGGGGAUGAAUGGAAGGACGAGGACAGUCCCGAGGACGGUGAGGACGCCGGCCAAGGGAGCAAGCAGGGCGGCCGGGGCCCCGCACACCCCCCACACAAAUACAGCCUUCCACCACGGGACAGGCAAGGGGAGCGGCAGAGUAAGGAGCGUGAGGAGCCGCCUCAACCGGCUCAGACUCCCAUGAUCGAGGAGUACAACCACGGCAAGGAGUUCCCCACCCUGAAGGGGCUGCGCUUCAGGAGGAGGGCGGACCCCCGAGAGUCCAGUGAGCGGGAGUGGAACUCUCCCCUGACCGAGCGCCAGCGUUACGACGAGAGGGAGGAGCAGAAAAGCGGUUAUGAUGCUCCAAGGAGGUUCGGCGAGUCCCGCCACCCUGACCCACGGAGGCAGGAGCGCCUCCCUCCCUCGGCCACCGUGGUGCACAGGAACUGUCCGAGCCCGGCCGGCCUGGAGGCGCCGACCCGCCAGUCCCCGGUGGCCGGGUACGAGCGGGAGCGCCUCUCACCGCUCCACCAAAAAGACUCGGCAGAGAUGAGCCCCAUCCCGCGGUUCGAGAGCCCCAACAGUGAGCACUCGGACGACGGGCCGUUGAACCUGGACGUACCACCUCCUCACCCUCACCCCCCUCCCCGGUCCAUCCUCAAGGCACCCCCCCGCGGGGGACCGCUUUCCUCGGUCCGCCAGCACAGCGACUCCCCGGGACACACGCCGCCUCACGAGGGAGCCCACGCUCACUCACGGUAUGACGGCCCCGGACACACCGGCCCGUCCAGGCCGCACCCCCCGGGACGGUUCGAAGGCGGCGGCCCCGCGCGCUUUGAUGAACCCUCUCGGUACAACGGCCCUCACCACCAGGGCCCCGGCAGGUUCGAGGGCGGCGGUGCGCCUGGACACAGCAUGCCAGAAAGGUUUGACGGACCCGGUCGCUACGACCCACCCAUAACUCACGGCCCGAUGAGAGGUGGGGACAGCAUGGUGAGGUUCGAGGGCCCGCCCCACUCUCAGGGCUCCGGCAGGUACGACGGUCCCAUCGGCCAACAGCCACCGGGCCGGUUUGACGGCCAGGGGCCCGGCCCCGCGCACUUUGACGGGCCCAUGCAGCGCUUCGAGGGGCCGCGGCGGUUCGACAACAAUAUGGCGCCCGGGCCGGGACACGGGCCGAUGGGCUUCCAGCAGCAGCAGCAGCAGCAGCGCCCCAUGCGGUUCGACUGCCCUCCAAACCAGAUGGGCCCGAUGCGGUUUGAGGGCCCCGGCCCGAUGCGGUUUGAGGGGCCUGGACCGAUGCGGUUUGAAGGGCCGGGCCAGCCCGGGCCCCGGUUUGAAAUGCACCAGGGCAUGCCCCCCCGCUACGAAUGCUCCCCCGCCCAGCAGGGCCCGCCCCAGUACGGCCCGCCCCACAACAUGCAGCACCCCAUGAGGCCCCUGGGUCCCCCCGUCUACGAAAACCCGGCCCCUCCUCAGCAGAACUUCAACGUGGCUGCCCAGCGCUUCCCGGAGCCCCUGAACCCUCAGUACCCCGCCGGCCCGCUGGCCUUCCAGACGCCGCAGAACCAGAACCUGCAGGGGGCCGGCUUCAACAUGCAGCCCGCCCCCCCCUUCAGCCAGCCGGCCCCCGGGCCCUUCUACAGCCCCGCGGCCCCCGCAGGCUCCAUGCAGCAGCAGCAGGUGAACUUGAUGGCCAACCUCAACCAGCCCUUCCUGCCUCAGAACGCUGUGCCUUUCAGACAGCCAGCUCCCCAGUUUGUUUCUCCAGAAAGCCACUUUGGUCAGGUUGAUGUCAACGACUUGCUGUCCAAACUCAUCUCCACCGGCAUCAUCCCCGCGGCCAAGCCUACCCAGACCGACACCACGGCAACCACUGAGACCGAGUCUGCGGUGGCAGCUGCCCCCGGGCCGGCGGCCGAGGAGGAGGAGGAGGAGGAGCAGGAGGUGGAGGAAGACGUGCCCGACCUCACCAGCUUCCACAUCGAGGACAUGAAACAGCGUUUCGACAGCGUGGUGACCAAGCUGUACACGGGCAUCCAGUGCUACUCGUGCGGCAUGAGGUUCACCGCCGCCCAGACCGACGUGUACGCCGACCACCUGGACUGGCACUACAGACAGAACCGCUCAGAGAAGGACGUGAGCCGCAAGGUCACACACCGCCGCUGGUACUACAGCCUGACGGACUGGAUUGAGUUUGAGGAGAUCGCUGAUCUGGAGGAGCGGGCCAAGAGUCAGUUCUUUGAGAAGGAGAACGAGGAGGAGGAGCAGAAGAGCCAGGAGGCGGCGAGGGAGAAGGAGUUCCAGAGCGUCCGGGCCACGGCCGACGUGGUGGGAGAGUCAUGUGACAUCUGCCAGGAGGCGUUUGAGAUGUACUGGGAGGAAGAGGAGGAGGAGUGGCACCUGAAGAACGCCAUCAGGGUGGACGGCAAGCCGUACCACCCGUCCUGUUACGAAGAUUACAAGAACACGUCGUCGUUCCUCGACGCCACGCCGUCGCCCAACAAGCUGCUGACCGAGAACCCGCUCAGCGCCUUUGUGAAGCGCGAGCCGGAGGAGGACGAGGUCACUUCCUGUGACGCCGCCGUCAAACAGGAGGCGGAGCCCGAGGACGGCGGGGCUCCGGACGUGAAGCGGGAGCAGGAGGAGGUUCCUGUGGAGGCGAGCGUCACGCCGGCGAGUGCAAUUUCCUGAAGCAGGAAGGGCAGCAGAGCGCGUUUUGUUUUUUAAAGGAGAAGAUAUUGAUAUUUUUUUACAGCUGAGGCGGGGCUUCAGCGACGCCACGUGAUGAAUACAUUUUUGUAUUUGGAUUCUGCCUGUUCCUUUCAGGUCUGUUUACUGGACUGAAACAUCAGAAUUGCAAAAAAAAAAAAGAAAAUAUAUGAAAAAAGUUCUUUCGUUUUUCGGGGGAAAAUGUAUGUAAAUAAUUUAAUUUAUAAAUUAAAGUAUUUUUUGGUAUCUCUUGUGUAAUAUUGAUUGAAUCUAAAAGGGCCGUGAUUAUGACUCUCAGAAAUUUGCUUUAAUGGUUUUGGCUCCCUCAGUCAGUUUGUACAGAGUUUAAUUUUAUUCCUGAGGUUUCAGUCUGAGUUCUUCCUGAGUUGGAUGUGAAUUAACUGUAGCUGAAGUGCCACUCGUUGUUGUUGUUGUUGUCGGCUCCGUUAACCAAGGUAAGCAUUGAAACCCCGCCGGUUUGGAUCCAGAUUGAUCCGGUUUGGUCCAGUUCGCCUGCGCCGAGGCUUCCCGGUCGGAACAGGAAGGUGCGUUUGAUUUGUGGGCCGGUCUUCAAUAAAGAGGAGUCUGAAAGUGGCUUUGUGUUGGUGUGAACAGUGAUUGGUGUGUCUCACUUUUUAUUGUCACUUCGGUUCUGAAAACUAAAUAAAGGUUCUGUGGAUUUAAA